CACACACAUUUCAACUGGAACUAAUAAGAACAAGGAACUGACUGAACCCCCCCCACACUCAGAAUACCAAGUGAAACCGAAUAAGUCCGAGACUCUCAGGGGGACACGCAUGCACGGAGCACAGAUUGAGGCCAGAUGUUUACAAUACAGAAACUGAGAAACAAGAUCCAUUUAUAAACCGAACAGAAUAAUCCUGUUUUUCGUUUGGAAUAGAACGAUGGAAUAAUAUAAACAUGUAUUAUUGCCACGUAGCUAUAUGCAAUGCCUACAGUGGUUGAAUAGAAGGGCAGAUGUGUAGGCCUAUAGCGUUAGGCCUAAAUCUCUGUGAUCAACAACAGAUAGUCUAUAGCAGACUGACUUCCGAGCCUAAUAAUAACUGCGUAUCAGUGUUGGUUCAGCUUUAGCCAGAACUGAAAUCUUCUCCAUGACUCAAGUUAUGUUUUUGUUCUUCACCGUGGCCUUGCCUGCUCCUCCCUCUCUCUUUCCCUCUACCUCUCUUUCUGUGCGGGAGGAAGGGGGGCAGACGUUAUAGUUACUCUCUCCUCCGCUUUUGUUCUGAAACCGGAGAGUAGCAGAGCAGGGCGCGAGGCGGUGGUCGGUAUGGCGGGAGGCUCGAGCGGCUUCACAUUUCUCGGGGUUCUGCUGCUCGCGGCCAUUCUGCUGCAGACCGUGGCCGUUACCGUCACCGUGCUCUACUUCACUAACGUCCUCAACACGGUGAAGGAGACAUUUGCAAGGAGCAGUGUGUCUUGUCUGACACGGUCUGACCUCAGAGGGGGGUACGUGCGCUCCCCGACCGAGGGGAGAGGAGACCCCUGCUGGCAGGUCACACAGCAACUACACACCCUCAUAGAGAAGUCUCUGUUUCAGCGAUAUCAGAGGGAGAUCUCCUCAGCAGUUAGAGACGAGAUGUCCAGGGUGUUGCCCUCACUGGCAAUGGAGGACCAGGCUUCUUCUCGCCCCAAAGUUGCCGCCCACGUCACUGGCAGCUUCGCUCCCAAAGCAGCGAGGGAGGGAGGAGGUUCUCCCGGGCGGCGUGUGCAGGGGCAGAAGAUCUCGUGGUGGGAGGGGCAUAAAGGGCUGGCAUUCCUUCAGGACGUUCGAUUGAUUGAUGGGGAGCUGGUGGUGCCUUGCCCAGGACUCUACUAUAUCUAUGCCCAGACCUACUUCAGACACACCCACCCUGGGGGAGAGGAGGGGGAGGAAGAGGUGGAAGAGGAGAGGGAGCAGAGGGGGAGGCCUAUGUUGCAGUAUGUUUAUAAGAAAGUGUCUUCCUAUCCGGUACCCAUCCUGCUGAUGAAGACCAGCCGUACCUCCUGCUGGUCCCGGGACUCCCAGUUCUCUCUGCACUCCGCCCACCAGGGAGGGCUGUUCCCAUUGGCCACCGGGGACCGCCUCCUCGUCACCGUUAGCAACGCCUCUGCCAUCGACAUGGAUGAGAGGAGCAGCUUUUUCGGGGCUGUCCUGGUCAGCUAGUGGUCAGAGGUUCGUCUAUAUGGUGGCUUGGAUAGUUUGGGGCUAACGGACACCAGCAUACUCACUGUUUGGGAGCCAUAUGUGUGCGUGUACUGACAGAGAGAUCAUUCUGAGAGCUGUGUGUGUGAGUAUGUGUGUUUGUAUGCAUGCAUGGGUGUGUGUGCAUGGGUGUACAGAUGUACAGAUGUACAAAGCUUUAUGCUCUGUGACUGCUAGGCUGGACAUGCGAGGAGGCGUGAGCAGAGCUGGUGUGGUUAUCCUAUUAUCUUCCACCCUGGUGCCGAUGGCCUAGCCUUCCCUCAUGGCUCAUCCAAUUAGCUGUGUCCGGAGCCAGCAGGUCUGUGCUGAUUAGAUGAAAAGCAGAUGAGUGGCUUGAGGUCGGGGGCCAAUGUCUCCUUUAGAACUUCAGGACAACUGACCGACAAUGAAUCAGUGAUGGGAUGAUUGUGGAUAACUGUCUUACUGCUAUUUUCAUACUAAAAGGAUGAGUGUCUCUUUUUUCCAGUUUUUGUUUUACUCUCAGAGAUGGUUUUAAUGUCAAAUUUGAAUGUAGGGUGUUUUUGUGUUGUGAGUCUGUUUAUAACUGUAAAUACAUUGAAUGUAUGUUGCUUGAUUGUAGACUUUUACAUUCUUAACACAAACCUAAGCUCUCACCUGAGCAACACUGCCUGCAACCACAUGUUCAAUUCAGCACUUUUUCACUUUUUUCAGUUUAAAUGUUUCAGGCCAUGACCCAGGAGGCCCUACUGUAGCCCAGGCCCACCGUCGCUAUUGGAACCAGUGCUAGGACAUGGGUAAUGUUGAGGACUUUACUAAAAUAUUUCUUGAUUCUCCCACCGACAGACAGAGGGUGGAAUGAUAUAGAUGUAUCUGUAGAUACAAACAGACAAGUAUGCCGUGAGAGAGAGGGGUCUGGACAGGGUUGUCAGUUUAGCCGCUUCAAUAGAGGAGAAUUAUCUGCAGAUGUUUUUGGGGAAGAAUUGUUUACACAGCCCAUACAAUCAUGACUCCAGAUAGUGUUUGUGUGGGCUGUGGAGGCGACGGUUACCAUGGACACUCACACUAAAUCAUUCAUCAAUAUGAAUCAGACUCAUGCACGAGUCCAACUGCUCUCAUGUUCAUGUAGAAUUAGCCUGGUUGCCGUCUAUUUUCAGCUAUUUCAUUCCACUUCUUGUACUCUGUAAUUUGCCAAAGAGGGGCAUACUCUUUUGGUAAAUGACAUGUGUGGCAAGUAGUGGAAUGCUAGCUAAAACGACUAGUACUCUGACUAAUGUAGAACGGAAUCUGUCUGUAAGUAAGUGUGUGUGUGUACAAUAAAGACACUGUCCAAAUGAAAA
Messenger RNA from Salmo salar (Atlantic salmon), 2813 nucleotides. Its product is annotated as tumor necrosis factor ligand superfamily member 10. NCBI's taxonomy places the organism in Eukaryota, Metazoa, Chordata, Actinopteri, Salmoniformes, Salmonidae. Gene Ontology annotation, molecular function: tumor necrosis factor receptor binding. Gene Ontology annotation, biological process: immune response. The record is from RefSeq and is a predicted model, not a curated record. Gene Ontology annotation, cellular component: membrane.